Messenger RNA from Dibothriocephalus latus, 672 nucleotides. The record is from the annotation of a GenBank genome assembly. NCBI's taxonomy places the organism in Eukaryota, Metazoa, Platyhelminthes, Cestoda, Diphyllobothriidea, Diphyllobothriidae.
AUGCAGCGCCUUCCUGACCUUCUUCCGGAUGCGGAUGCCCUGGAGAAGUCUGCACGUGUGCAAACUGUCCCCCUCUUCCAGGUGACUUGCGCGCUGGAAGAGAAUUGUUUUCCACCCGUCGUCUACAGUUUGUUUAGUCGACAACCCCGUCGAGUGCUGAGCUUCCAACGCCGACUGUUGCGAUUCUCCUCCAACAUUCAUAACAUCGGAACUGAGCCCUUCAAACCGUUUUUGCCGCCAGAGAAGUGGGUUUGGCACGCCUGUCAUUCGCAUUACCACAGUAUGAAGGUAUUUUCCUCAUAUGAAAUCGUUGACUCCGCACAACGUGUUCUGGCCGUGGGCCACAAAGCUAGCUUCUGUUUGGAGGACAGUGAAUGCGCACCUGGUUAUAAGAAAAAAUUCAUCUGCUCCACCUCACUCAGUAUUCGCGGAGAUCAAGGGAUUAGUCCGGGCUGUAUGGACUACUAUUUGCAUGAUUAUGACUGCCAAUGGAUUGAUAUUACCGACGUACCGCCCGGAUUUUACGAAUUUCGCGCUAUUUUUAAUCCAAAUCUAUUGGUUCCUGAAGUUUCGUACGGAAACAACGCCGUUCAAUGCAAUCUGGCCGUGGAUAUUUCCGGAAUAGGAACACAAUUGAAGAACUGCAAAAUUGCGCACCCUCUGGACUUUUAG